AUGAGUUGCUUGUCUUGGGAGCGUUUCCCCCCAGAACUGCGCCUCCUUCUCCUCAAGCACAUCGCUGGACCCGACCCAGACCCACACCAGGGGCCCAGACAUUGCUCAGAGGCAGAGGCGGCAAGGAGGGGUAGGGCAACGGGAGCGAAACUGCACACAUACGCGUGGGCGCCGUGUGCGGCGGUCUCGCGCGAGUGGCAGGCUUUUUUCGAGCGACGCACGUUUGCGUCGCUGGCGCUGUUUAACGACGACGUGGGGCCGUUCUGCGCGGCUGUUCGGCGCCGUGCCGAUCGGCUGGCGUAUGUGGGCCGGCUGCGGCUGACCAUCGACCUGCCCGGGUACACAUGCGAGGAGUGUGGCACAGACGAGAAUGCGGCGACGCUCAAGCGCAACAACAUUGUCUUUACGGGCGUUCUGUGGCGUCUGCUGCGCGGGCUUGGCACAUGGACGGGCCCUGUGUCACAAGAGCGGGGACUGCGGCUAGAGUUGGGUGUGCGCUCCAUCAGCGAUGGGCAGCACAUGUGGCAGGAGUACCGCAUCUUGCAUCCGUACGGCACGAUACGCUGUGGCCAAGACUACUGGCGGUACUUUAGGGAAACACGGCACCUCCGCAAACAUUCGGUGCAGAGCAGCCGGCAUCUGCGAUAUCGGAUGCGUCACGGCCCACCGGCCGCGCCGAUUGUGCAGACACUUGUCAUGGGCCGCCGGUUCUUCCGCGCGAUGCACCCCGAUACUUUGCACCACCUGCUCCAUGCGUGCUUUCCGGGCGUGCAGCAGGUGCAUCUGGAGCCGUGGCGGCCGCUGGAUGCAGCCAACUUUGACACCAUGGAGCGCGGCUACAGCCGUCUGCUCGCCGAUCUGCCACCGUCGCUGCGUUGUCUCAACCUAUUUUUGGAGAGCAGCCAUACCCUUCACCGGCAGUUUCGUGGCUUUGACGGCGAACCCGUCGGCCUCACGGCCCUGACCUUUCGCCGACUCCGCCCGCAGCUCGGACGCCAGCUCGCCACGGGCAGCAACAACCUGGCCGUGAUCAACGUCGCCUUUCUCUGCAACGCGGACGACUUCUUUGCAGCCGCGGCAGGCCUGCCCGCAGCGACACACACGUGGCCGCGGCUCGCCACGAUCGUCUUGACGGCGCCGACGCUGGCGCCCUCCUCGUCGCCCGAUGCCAUUGUGCGACUGCUGCGGCGGGCGGCGGCCGUGGCGGUGCGGAUGCCGCAGCUGCGGGAGGUCGAGCUCUGGUACGUGUGCUGCCAGAACGCAUGCACGUUUUCGGUCACGCUGGCGCCGUUGGCGCCCGGCGGCGCUCUCGCGGGGACAUCCAGAGGGGCGGCACCAGAGGCGCACUUGACUCUCCGUUCCACAUGGCCGCUGCAGGCGGUGCUCACGAACCGUGUGGUGGGCGCGUGGCGGACGGUGACCAGAGAGUGGGUCAGAAGGACAUGGCCGUCGGCUGACGAGUGUCGUCUUGACGACUGUCUUGUCGUCACAGUUGAGACGCUCCAGGUGAGCUCAAGUGCUAUGGAGCGGGGCAUGGAUGCGCGCAUGCUGGUGCUCACCGGCAGCACACUGGCCAGCAACAGCAACCAGAAGAGCAGCAACAGCAGCAGAAACAGCAUGCCGCGUGCAACUACAGGUCGUGGCCGGCGUGGUCGGCGUGGCCGGCGCCAAGGCAUCGGGAGGAGCCGAGCUGGCGGAGGAGGACGGCUUCGGGCCGACAAUGAGGACCUGCUAACGAGAGCACUGGCGAUCAUGCGCGAAGAGGAAUCGGAAGAGAACCGCAGGACCGCCGAGAAUUCACGCCGGGAGACCAUUGAGCGAUUCAUGCAUGAGGCUAUCGAUGCCGCACAGGGGGCAGAGAUGGCAGCGGAGCAGGCUACAGUGGCGAGAAAUGAGGGAAGAGCCGAGAUUGCUGCCGGACUGGUCUGGAGUCCGGGCGAUGCUGCGGCCGAAGCCCGCCAGGAGGCGGAGACAGCUCGUGCGGAGAGAGAGCGCGCGGUGGCGGCAAGGGCAGAGAUGAGGAAAUACCGCCCCACCCUCAUCGAAGCUGAAAGUAUGGAGGUCCAAGUGUCGGCAGCGGCGAGGGCCGCGCAAGUUGCGGAGAAGAUGGCCGAGAACAUGGUGGCAGCGGCAGCGGCAGCGGCAGCAGCGGCGAAGAACGAGGCAGACUACCAUCUGCAUCACCCGCAACUAGGCGAGGUGGUCGGUAUGGCACGCGGAGACGACAUUGUGCAGUUUCGCGGCCUUCCCUUUGCUGCAAUUCCGGGUCGAUUUCGACAGGCGACUUUGCUUGAGCAGCUCCCAGAGAAUCCGUUUGAUGCUCGGCAACCAGGCGCAUACUGUCCCCAGCCACACAUGCCGUUUCUGGAGUACUGGGACGGAGGACCGGUCAGUGGCUCUCCAGAGAUUGCCAUGCCGCCGAUGGACGAGUUUGCCUGUCUCAAUGUCGACAUUACGGCACCUCGGUCGGCCGUGGAGAGCGGCAACGCAGGCGUGCCCGUCCUCUUUUUCGUCCACGGCGGCGCGUACAUCGGCGGCAGCCACAGCGUCCAGGUGGCCCGGCGCGAGGUCUACGACGGGACCGAUCUCGUCCGCGCGUCCGUCGCCGCCGCCCUCCCCGUUGUCCUGGUCACCUGCAACUACCGCCUGGGCCCCUUGGGCUUCCUGGCGUCGGAGGAGCUGGCCGCCUUCAACGCGGCCCACGGCGAGCCCGUGGGCAACUAUGGGCUCCACGACCAGCGGCAGGCCCUGGCGUGGUGCGCGCGCUUCAUCGGUGGCUUUGGCGGCGAUGCCGGCGCGAUGACCAUCAGCGGCACCAGCGCCGGCGGCAGCUCCGUGCACUUCCAGAGCAUCUAUCCGGGCCCGCGGCACUUCCAGAGGGUGAUCGCGUCGAGCGGCACGAUGGUUGGCAUUGGCCCGAUGCCCACGAGCUAUCAGCAGAAGAACUUUGAUGCGUACAUGGCCAAGGUGGGCGACGACGGAACACGCCGUCGUAGAACACGAGGCCGCGAUGCGCUUGACAUGGUCCGGCGACUGCAGCAGCUUCCUGUGGACGACAUGGUCACGCCCGUGACGACGGACAUUUACUAUCCCGUUGUCGACGGCGAGUGGAUCAAGGGCGGCCACCUCCAGGACUUGGAGACGCCGCGCAGCGAGGACGGCAACGAGCCCGAUCUCAUGAUUGGUGCCUGCGCGUACGAGCCCUUCGCCGAUAACCACAUACGCGGCAAGCUGUUCAACUUGUUCGCGUCAAACGGCAUGGUCGCUGACGCCAGCGCGUUUCCUUCGCCGCGCAUCGCCAACGACUACGGCCUCGCAGCGAUCCUCGAGACGCCGUCUGCGGCCGUGGCGCCGUGGGCGGACUUCAUGGCCGACGUGGCCUUUCGCCUUCCGCCGCUCCACAUUGCCCUCCGGCACCGCCUCGCCAGCCGUGUCCUCGUCUACAACAUCGAGGCCACAAACCCCUACCCCAACUGGCCCGCGUCGUAUGGCCGGGCCAACCACGCCAUCAGCGACCUCUUCCUCUUCAACGCUGCCCCAGACCAGGUUCCAGCAGAGCUGCGCGAUGGGUACGGUGGCGCUGUCGCACAGAUCCGGUCGGCCUGGCUCCGCUUUUGCCACAGUAUCCUGCCUUGGCCGCCCCUCAGGACCACGGACGGCACACUGGGGCCCAUCUUUACGUUCCAGAAUGGACCGGCCGGCCGCUUGAGCGACACCUUGGAGGAAGCAGUUGGUGAGCAGAAGGCGACGAAAUAG
Molecule: messenger RNA, 3756 nt
Organism: Sporothrix brasiliensis 5110
Lineage: Eukaryota; Fungi; Ascomycota; Sordariomycetes; Ophiostomatales; Ophiostomataceae
Exons: 6
Coding region: 1-3756 (1251 amino acids)
Source: RefSeq, a predicted model, not a curated record